This is a messenger RNA of Saccoglossus kowalevskii, 1353 nucleotides long. Its product is annotated as zinc finger protein 862-like. The record is from RefSeq and is a predicted model, not a curated record. Lineage: Eukaryota; Metazoa; Hemichordata; Enteropneusta; Harrimaniidae.
AUGAGUCUCCUGAAUUUUUUUCGGAAACAGUCACCACAACCACCCACACAGUCGCAUGACCAACCCAAAAACGUUGACGAGGGACCAAAUAAAAAGGCAAGGAUAGAGCGAGUGCGAAAAUUUCAAGAUUCUUGGAAGACUGGUCGAGACUGGCUGAAGUAUGAUGCCGCCAAAAAAUCAAUGUUUUGUACGAUUUGUACAAAUGGAACAUCGGCAUUUGCAAGCAAUGACGGUUGUACGAAUUUUCGCAUUGAAUCAUUGCGAAAACAUGAAUCAAGUAGUAUUCAUCGUAGAGCAGUACAGAAAGUUGUCAUUGAAAAAAGCUCAAAUCCUCGUCCACUUGUGAGUUGCGUGAUGAACAUGGAUCAAACGCAGUACCAACGACUUCAAAUAAUAUUUCGUACCGCAUAUUACCUUGCAAAAAACGAGAAACCGUUUUCCGAUUUUGCUGAUCUUCUGACGCUUCAAGAAAUCAACGGUGUUAAAAUAGGUAACACUUAUCGAAACGACAAGCAGGCUGCUUCUUUUAUUGGUUUUAUUGGCGAGUCCAUACGCCGUCAUGUUGCCGACAGCAUAAAUGAAAGUGGACUGUACUCAGUAUUGAUUGAUUCGUCAACAGACCGUGCUGUUGUGGAGGAGGAAAUCAUUUACGUCCGUAUGUUAGAAGACUGCCGUCCAGUCACUAAAUUUCUCAGCCUGCAAGCAAUGCCUCGAGGUACUGCGGAGUCCAUAAUUACGGCGAUCGAUGCAGGUUUUCGCGUUGAAAUGGGGUUAGGAGGAAACGAAUGGCGGGAGAGACUGGUAGCUAUGGCUUCCGAUGGCGCGGCCGUCAUGGUGGGGAAUCGAUCCGGGGUUAUGACACGUAUUCGCCAAGAUGUGCCCCACCUCGUCAGUGUCCACUGUACAGCACACCGUCUUGAAUUGUGCCUGAAGACAGCUCUAAGGCAGUGUCGUAAUUUUUCCCACAUUGAAGAUUUUUUAGUUCAAAUUUUUAAAUUUUAUAAUAAUUCGCCACGUAAUCUUGCAGCUUUGAGAGAGGCCGGUAACGCUCUAGGGGUUGCCGUGUUGAAACCGACAAAUGUAGUUGGAACGCGAUGGGUAGACCAUCACAAGCGUGCGCUGGAGGCAAUCGAUCGAGACUGGAAGCCGCUUGUUACCCACCUAGAGGAUAUCGUAACCCCAGGAAGUGAUCAUACAAAUGAUUCGAAAAUAAAAGCCAAGGGUUUUUUGGAGAAACUCACCCGAAUGCAGUUUAUGAAGUUUGUUUAUAUACAGCUUGAUAUUUAUCGUGUUCUAAGUCGCAUGUCACUCUUAUUCCAGCAAAAUGACACUUCAAUUGAAAGUGUAGUGUAG